AUGUUGCGGUCUUGUUUUUGUUGCGGUUUCGCUCCUCCUCGUCCUCGUCGUAGUGCAGUUGUGGCGUCUCUGCCGCCGAAAGACCUCGCCGUCACGCCGAUCCUUACCACGUUGGCAACGGCCAAACGCAGAUACAGAUUUCACAAUUCAGUGCACCGGGACAAACGAAAUAAACUGCACCGUAAACAGAUAUCUCUCAAUCACACCAUGUUCGUAGUGCCCAGGCACGUACCAUCGGGUACGCCGACCACCUUCGAGUAA
Molecule: messenger RNA, 261 nt
Organism: Macrosiphum euphorbiae (potato aphid)
Lineage: Eukaryota; Metazoa; Arthropoda; Insecta; Hemiptera; Aphididae
Source: the annotation of a GenBank genome assembly